AUGAUCAAGAAUUAUGAAUUCUACUUAUAACACAUAUAAUAACUAGUAAAGAGGAAGUUCAUAAUAAAGGAGAAGGUUAACAAAAUCCUAUCUUCAGUAUCUAAAAUACAGAGGAAAUUGAUUUGGUUUUUCUAUUCAAUUGGUAGUAAUGCAAAAGCUAAAAAUGCCAAAUGGGCUAAAACUCCACUCAAAAAGAUUUAAAAGGAAAAAGGUUUAAGAGAGCCAUGUCUUGAACCAAACCUCUUUCUUUUUGGAAUUUUUUAAUUUGCUUAGUAAACCAAAUAAUAAAUCAAGAUUCCCAUCAAAGUAAUUAAUGCAUUUCCGAUCUAAAAUGAGUAAUAUUAAAGGGCAUACAGUGAAUAAUUAAUUUUUCUAGAAUGGCAAUUCUAAGAAUAAAGGGAAGGUUUGUGCCCUUGGAUAUUGGAAUUAGCUUAAAAUUGCAGCAAUGAGAACAAUGAAUGA
Molecule: messenger RNA, 462 nt
Organism: Paramecium tetraurelia
Lineage: Eukaryota; Ciliophora; Oligohymenophorea; Peniculida; Parameciidae
Exons: 2
Source: RefSeq, a predicted model, not a curated record